CCGGCCAAUAAACUCAACUCCCCUCUUGUUCUCCUUUGUCUCCACGAUCUUUCACAUAAUAUUUUAUCCUCGUAAUGUCUCAUUCGGGUGACCUUGACGCAGACUUUCGCGCGGACCAACAACGUUAGUGCAGACCGGGGAGGAGUGGGUUUUGGAGUCGGGAGAUUGGGGUUUUUGACGACGAAGUGGGCGUGCUCGAAAUAAUAGGACGCCAAUGGUGAGCGUGGGGAUCUCCGCGAGCUGAGCAUGAUGCAGCGGAGAGAGUUUGGGAUCUCAAGAUUGGAGUUUUCAAUGACGAAGUGGACGCCCGCGUUGCUGGCCUGGCUGUGCGUUUGCUUUAGGUGCAGCUUAAGAGAUAGACAACGCGUCUGCGUACUCCGACGAAGGCGAUUUAGAGGUCGUCAUUGUCUUUUGGGGGGCCCACCGCCUUUCCAAAUACCACACGCUCAUGGACGUCGCAGCCACACUCAGCAGCCACACUCAAAAGAGCCACCAAACCGCAACAGCUUCUCCAGCUUCGGUGCUUAUACUCCCCGUUUCCUUGGAGCCUCGAUCGCCUUCUCGUUGAGAUCGGGCCCCAGCACCCAUUUGUUGCGCUCAAAACUAAGCUGGUUUAUUGACUGCGAGUCACCGCUAUUACAUCACUCUCUUUAAGUCUAUCCUUCCCGUCAUCCCCACUCCCUCCGUCUGCCGCCCUCUCCCGCCGCCUUUCUCCCACAGUCCCUCGCCGUAUCUCUCUCUCUCUCUCUUAUCUUACGAUCCGACCAAUCCCUCUCUAUCCACUCAU
Molecule: messenger RNA, 787 nt
Organism: Westerdykella ornata
Lineage: Eukaryota; Fungi; Ascomycota; Dothideomycetes; Pleosporales; Sporormiaceae
Exons: 2
Coding region: 247-654 (135 amino acids)
Source: RefSeq, a predicted model, not a curated record